Amaranthus tricolor (Joseph's coat) is the source of this 1866-nucleotide messenger RNA. Its product is annotated as tubulin beta-5 chain-like. Gene Ontology annotation, molecular function: GTPase activity; GTP binding; structural constituent of cytoskeleton. The transcript is spliced from 4 exons. Gene Ontology annotation, cellular component: cytoplasm; microtubule. The coding region runs from base 230 to 1576 and encodes 448 amino acids. The record is from RefSeq and is a predicted model, not a curated record. Gene Ontology annotation, biological process: mitotic cell cycle; microtubule cytoskeleton organization. Lineage: Eukaryota; Viridiplantae; Streptophyta; Magnoliopsida; Caryophyllales; Amaranthaceae.
UUCACAUAAAAGGAGGGAAAUAUCUCUGACCGUCAGAUCUAGAACUCUAUAUUACUCAUCUAAAAUUCAAAAAUAAAAAAUCUUUCUCUCUCGAGAUUUAGCCAUAUAUCUAGGGUUCAUCCUCUUAUUCACUCGUCAUUUCUCUCUCUAAUCUCGAUUCUACUAUCAUUUUCUCUCUCAUCACUCUCGCAUUUACUGAGAAGUUCGUCGUCGUUAUUAUCUGUUAAAGAUGAGAGAAAUCCUUCACAUUCAGGGUGGACAAUGUGGAAACCAAAUCGGAUCCAAGUUCUGGGAGGUUGUAUGUGCUGAACAUGGCAUUGACCCAACUGGAAAAUACAGUGGAACUUCUGAUCUUCAGCUUGAAAGAGUCAAUGUUUACUACAAUGAAGCCUCUUGUGGGCGAUUUGUCCCUCGUGCUGUUCUCAUGGAUCUAGAGCCUGGUACCAUGGAUAGUGUGAGGACUGGGCCAUACGGGCAGAUUUUCCGCCCUGAUAACUUUGUGUUUGGACAAUCAGGUGCUGGAAACAACUGGGCAAAGGGCCACUACACCGAGGGGGCUGAGCUUAUUGAUUCAGUUCUUGAUGUCGUGAGAAAAGAGGCUGAGAACUGUGACUGCCUUCAAGGUUUCCAGGUUUGCCACUCGCUUGGAGGAGGAACUGGUUCCGGUAUGGGUACAUUGCUUAUUUCAAAGAUCAGGGAGGAGUACCCUGACCGAAUGAUGCUUACUUUCUCGGUGUUCCCAUCACCAAAGGUAUCUGACACAGUGGUUGAGCCUUACAAUGCCACCCUCUCUGUGCAUCAGCUUGUUGAGAAUGCUGAUGAGUGUAUGGUACUUGACAAUGAAGCUUUGUAUGAUAUUUGCUUUAGGACUCUCAAGCUAACUACUCCUAGCUUUGGUGAUCUGAACCAUUUGAUCUCUGCUACCAUGAGUGGCGUGACAUGCUGCCUGAGGUUCCCUGGUCAGCUGAACUCUGACCUCCGGAAACUUGCUGUGAACCUCAUUCCCUUCCCUCGUCUUCACUUCUUCAUGGUUGGGUUUGCUCCACUCACAUCUCGUGGGUCCCAACAGUACCGUGCUCUCACUGUCCCUGAACUCACCCAGCAGAUGUGGGAUGCUAAGAACAUGAUGUGUGCUGCAGACCCUCGUCAUGGCCGUUACCUCACUGCUUCUGCUAUGUUCCGAGGCAAGAUGAGCACCAAAGAAGUCGAUGAGCAGAUGAUCAAUGUCCAAAAUAAGAAUUCUUCAUACUUUGUUGAAUGGAUCCCCAACAAUGUGAAGUCUAGUGUUUGUGACAUCCCCCCUAUUGGCCUCUCAAUGGCUUCCACUUUCAUUGGUAACUCUACUUCAAUUCAAGAGAUGUUCAGGCGUGUGAGCGAGCAGUUCACUGCUAUGUUCAGGAGAAAGGCUUUCUUGCAUUGGUACACUGGGGAAGGUAUGGAUGAGAUGGAAUUCACCGAGGCUGAGAGCAACAUGAAUGACCUUGUGUCAGAGUAUCAGCAGUACCAGGAUGCCACUGCUGAUGAGGAUCUUGAGUACGAUGAUGAGGAGGUUGAUGAGGAUGAUUAUGAACGUUAGAGUGGUUUUUUUUUUCUUGCUUCCUCCAUGAUUUAUACAAUCCAGAGGAAGGAAUGUUGUAUACUCAGCUGUUUGGGUGUAGUAAAAGUAGGAAAAAUGCCCUGUUUUCCCCUCUGGCUAUAUUACGCUACAUUAGUAGUUCACUUCUGUUAGUACUAUUUUAGAGAUCUGCUAUUCCGUUGCCCAUAUACUUUGAUUUGAGCUAUUUGUUAUGUUCCUUGCAUUUUAUGUGGCAUGGAUAUUAUCAUAUUGACAUAUUGUCGUUUGAUAUAUGAUGUGCAUUUUUAUCA